AUGGGCAACGUGCAGCCCACAAUCGUCCCAUUUGAGGACUUUGAUGUUACGGCUGACAUAAAGGCCAUUCGACAAGCUUGUAAAGGUUUAGGCACAGAUGAAGAAGCCAUUAUUCAAAUACUUGCCAAUCGCUCAUCAGCCCAGCGUCUGGAAAUAAAAAAUGCUUACUUUGAAAAGUAUGAUGAUGAGUUGGAAGAGGUCCUGAAAAAAGAGUUGACUGGUAGCUUUGAGAACGCCAUAAUUGCCAUGUUGGACCCGCCAAAUGUCUACUUUGCCAAGGAGCUGCGAAAGGCCAUGAAGGGGGCGGGGACCAAUGAAGCCGUUCUUGUGGAAAUCCUGUGCACAGCUACUAAUGAGGACAUCAUCAGCUACAAAGAGGCCUAUGUACAGGUGCAUGAAUGUGAACUGGAGGCUGACAUAGAGGAUGACACCAGUGGAGAUGUGAGGAAUCUUCUCAUCUCACUCCUGCAGGCGAGCAGAGAUGAGGGUUUCGAGGUGGAUGAGGGUUUAGCUGAACAGGAUGCUGCGUCAUUAUUUGAGGCAGGUGAAGGCAUGUUUGGCACAGAUGAGUCGACCUUCAGCUACAUCCUCACACACCGGAACUACAUGCAGCUCCAGGCCACUUUUAAAGCCUAUGAGACACUAUCAGGAAAAGACAUCUUGGACACUAUUGACUCUGAGGCCGCAGGAACUUUAAAGGACUGUUAUGUGACUCUAGUCCGUUGUGCCAAGAAUCCUCAGCUGUACUUUGCACGGCGCCUUAACGCUGCUAUGAAGGGGCUCGGCACCGAUGAGGACACACUCAUCCGCAUGAUUGUGGGUCGCUCUGAGAUUGACCUGGAGACGGUGAAGGAUAUGUACCUGGAAAAGUAUGAUGUCCCCUUGAAAGAAGCCCUCGAUUCAGAGUGUGGUGGAGAUUUUAAACGUCUUCUCCUGGAAAUCAUACACUAA
Molecule: messenger RNA, 951 nt
Organism: Nerophis lumbriciformis (worm pipefish)
Lineage: Eukaryota; Metazoa; Chordata; Actinopteri; Syngnathiformes; Syngnathidae
Source: RefSeq, a predicted model, not a curated record